AUGGAUAAUAAUGCCGUCAGCACGAAGUCUCGUGUUGAUCAAAGUGCUGGUUCUCUCAGCAGAGAGAAUUGUGGUUUGGAACAUUUAGCCGCCGAAUGGCAGAAAAACGAACUGAACAAGAAAAUGGUGCGCGAGGACAUGAUGAAGCAGGAAGUACUUCAGCGACUAGACCGUAUCACUGAAUCGAUUAAUGCAGACUGUAGAAAAACGACAGUAGGGUCUGACCACGCUCCGGUGAGUCGUUUGAACUGGGAUGAGUUGUACGAGACUUCUGCGAAUGUAAUGGAUCUAUACACCAAAGAAGUCGACGAUUGUUUAGCUGAGCUCGACAAGUUUUACAGGAAACAAUACCUUUGGCAGGAGGCUGCAUUCACCAUCGAUUCACAUCGCGGCGCAGCACGAAUUGGCGUAUCUGAGUCCUGGGUCGUAAACAAAGAGACACAUUUGGAAUACAUGAGGCAAGAACUUUCUUCCUCAGCAAGGGUGAUCAAGAAAACGCUUGAAGAACUAUCUCGAAAAUAG
Molecule: messenger RNA, 522 nt
Organism: Lachancea nothofagi CBS 11611
Lineage: Eukaryota; Fungi; Ascomycota; Saccharomycetes; Saccharomycetales; Saccharomycetaceae
Source: the annotation of a GenBank genome assembly